GCCAUUAUCAAGAGACAAAGAGGGGCGUUCAGUUGCUUAGAUAUACCAGAAGCAAAGGCGCAAAGCCCACGUGUAUAUCUGCCCAUUACAUUUAAUUGUACACAAAUUGUUGGCCUCAUUUUGUUAGUGCAAGAUAUUUAAGUACUAACAGUUAUUAAAAAGUGCAAGAAAUGGUUUUACGUGUAGAAACUGAUGCAAAUAACGUCCCAUUCGUGCAAUUAGGUAAACAUAAAUUGAGGCUUGAUUUGGAAGAUUUAGAUGAAUCGUUUAAAGAACGUGCCAAAGAAGAGUUGGGAGAAACACCUGAAGUGGUAGAACGUUCACUACGUCAGUUCAAAAAAUAUGUAUCAGGUGAAACUCAGCUUUUUGUACCCAUAGAUGACGAAGAUUUUCUAUUAAAGUUCCUAAGACCCUUUAGAUUUAAUCCAGAAAUAGCUUUUAAAGUGUUUAAAAAGUUCUACAAGUUUAAGCUGAUAUAUCCAAAGUAUGGUUUGAAUUUAAUGCCGAAUGAGGUCAGGAAAGUUUUCGACAAUGACGUAUUUUUAUUUUUACCAGCAAGAACACCAUCAGGUUCAAGAAUAAUGUUAAUAAAUGGGGGAACUAAAUGGAAUCCCAAACUUAUUACUCUGCAGGACUUGUUUAGAACAGUUAUGGUUGCUAUAGAAAUGGGUAUGAUGGAACCGAAAACACAAGUAGCUGGGGUUGAGGUUAUACUUAAUAUGGAAGGAUUGUCAUUAAGUCAUGUUGCGCAGUUUUCACCUUCUACGGCUAAGUUAAUGGCAGAUUGGGUACAAGAAUGCGCUCCUGUAAGGUUAAAGGGCAUCCAUGUCAUUAAUCAGUCUAAACUCUUCAAUAUCGCGUACGCAAUUUUUAAGCCUUUUAUUGGAGAAAAACUGAGAGAAAAACUAUAUUUUCAUGGAUCCGACAGAAAAGUGCUUACUGAAAAAUUAUCUAAAGAAGCUUUACCCAAGUCUUUAGGAGGAUGUGAAAGUAGUUUGGAAUACCCAGGAUACUUACUGUCAGAGAUGAUGUUCUAUUACGAAAAAACUUUUGAAAGGCACAACACAUAUCGGUAUAUAACAGAAAAAGUAAUUGACCAAUAGAUUUCUUACGCUGUCCACUUGCCAGGCCGAUCCAUCAUUAAAAUUCAAUCUUAAAAAGAAACAA
Zophobas morio is the source of this 1167-nucleotide messenger RNA. RefSeq names its product alpha-tocopherol transfer protein-like. The transcript has 7 exons. Gene Ontology annotation, cellular component: membrane. The record is from RefSeq and is a predicted model, not a curated record. Gene Ontology annotation, molecular function: phosphatidylinositol bisphosphate binding. Bases 171 to 1103 code for a protein of 310 amino acids. NCBI's taxonomy places the organism in Eukaryota, Metazoa, Arthropoda, Insecta, Coleoptera, Tenebrionidae.